AUGGUGAACGCCACAGAUCCAGACCAGGGCACAGGAGGCAGCGUUCUCUUCUCCUUUCAGCCCCCUUCUCCCUUCUUCUCCAUCGACGGGGCCCGGGGCACCGUCACCGUCACCAAGCCCCUGGACUACGAGACCACCUCAGCCUACCAGCUCACUGUCAACGCCACGGAUCAAGACAAAGCGAGACCCCUGUCCCGGCUGGCCAACUUAGCCAUCACCAUCACUGAUGUCCAGGACAUGGACCCCAUUUUCACUAACUUGCCCUACAGCACCAACAUAGAGGAGGAUGUGCCUCUGGGCCACGUCGUGCGUAAGAUAACAGCCAUUGACCAGGAUCUUGGGCGACCGAGGGGCAUCGGCUACACCAUCAUCGCAG
Notothenia coriiceps (black rockcod) is the source of this 376-nucleotide messenger RNA. RefSeq names its product cadherin-23-like. NCBI's taxonomy places the organism in Eukaryota, Metazoa, Chordata, Actinopteri, Perciformes, Nototheniidae. Gene Ontology annotation, molecular function: calcium ion binding. Gene Ontology annotation, cellular component: cell-cell junction; membrane. The annotation marks the transcript as partial. The transcript is spliced from 3 exons. The record is from RefSeq and is a predicted model, not a curated record. Gene Ontology annotation, biological process: homophilic cell-cell adhesion.